This is a messenger RNA of Cyprinus carpio (common carp), 1672 nucleotides long. RefSeq lists its product as uncharacterized. NCBI's taxonomy places the organism in Eukaryota, Metazoa, Chordata, Actinopteri, Cypriniformes, Cyprinidae. The transcript has 4 exons. The record is from RefSeq and is a predicted model, not a curated record. The coding region runs from base 1 to 1131 and encodes 376 amino acids.
AUGGAGUUCCUGGACUUGGAGAAGACGUUUGACUGGGUCCCCCAUGAACUGAUCUGGAUGUUUGUUCUACCCUGCUCGGCAUCGGGGCACAUCCUCGUGCCACACCGCUCGGCAGCCAAGUCGGCACAGGGCACCGCCUCGGCACGGGACAGUGCAUCGGGCACCACCCUCGGCCCACCGCAUAAGGCACACCUCGGAAUUCGGGCACCGCCUGGCAGUCGGGCAAAGCCUCGGCAUCGGGCCCCGACUCGACAACUGCAUCGUGGCUCGGCAGAAGACAUUGCUCUGAACCGCCUCCCACAGGCAUCGGGCACAGCCUCGGGCCACGCCUCCGGCAUCCAGCCACCACUCGUGGACAUUGCCCCUGGAACGCUCGGGAACGUCCUCAUGGAUCGGCAUGAACCCUCGCUAGAAUUGCGCUCCUCUGGACGCUCCUGUGCGCUGAUGAAGUCCUUGGAGCCCAUACUACCCACUGAAACCCUGUAUGAGAUUGGCGAUUUCCCACCCAUCUUAAAGCAGAGAUUUACAAGACCCUCAUACGGUCAGUCACACUUCACAGUUCAGAGUGUUGGCCUGCAUCCGCCAAACACCAGCAGUCUGGACCAUGUCAGGAAUGAAGACGUGCAGAAAGUACUGGGAAUGGCUCCAAUCAUAGAGAAGAUGAAAGAAGCACAUCUUUAUUGGGACAGCCAUGUCGUUCACAGCGGAGAAGAAUCAAGUGAUAGACAGCAUUGUGCCUUAGCCCAGAUGGAUGGCGACCACAUGUUUGACCAAAGAAGAGAUGAAUGGACUGAGAAAAAAAAGAAAAGAAAAUAUGAAACAAGUCAACACAGCCCCCGACGAUGCCCUAGACUGGAAGAAGUGGAAAGCGAAAUGCCAAUAAGCAGACCUUGCAACAGUGCAGUCUUGGCAGGUGCUGGGUUCAGCAGUGCUGUAGUACAGUAUGUGAGCAUCUCUGGGUCACUGAUGGUGCAGUCAGCGCUGGAGAAGAAUUGGAAUGAGGGAUUAAGAAGAACUGUUAGUGCUCCUCCAUCUGUCCGCUCCCUCAGGACACGUACAUUAGAAAGACCUGAGAAAAUCAAACAGCCCCAGUCUCUGGCUCUCAUAAGCCUGAAUCCCAGAGGUCUUUAAAGAAGGAAGAUGUACGGAUGAAGAAAACAGCGAGACGGGGAAGUCAAUACUGAGAAAUCAAAAGAAAGUUUACACAGUACAGUCUGGAGGGAAGUGAUACCUGCAGUUUAAAGCUCAUUCUGGGAUCGAAGGCUCACACAUUCUGGGGACCAAGAUUGGGCAAAAUACGAUCUUUAUGAAAUGACUUUGUCUUGAAGUUCAUAAUGGAAAAUUUGAAUUGAAUUGAUCACACAGGACUUUGAAUUGAAUUUGAAUGACAGCUGAAUUGAUUUACUGAAUUACAAUUAAAAGAAAUUCAAAAAAUCACAUAAUAGAAGAACUGAAUGUCAAACAAAAAAUUGACAAAAUAUAGAAGAUUAAAUCAUUAAUUUUCACUAAUUAUGUAUAUAUAUAUUUUUUGCAACUUAUUAGAAAUACAUUUCAACAGUAUCAAAAUAUGUGAAAAAAUUAUGUUCAAAAUUUAUCAAAAAUUAUGUGAAACACACAUAAUGCAUAAAUUCGCUGCUGGAAUUAAAAGUUUGGCGUAGCUAAAAUUCUAUAA